CACGAGGUCUGAUGUGCCUGACCUCUCACAAAUUUCCAUUGUCUUGAUGUUAAUCUCCAGCACGUGAUUGGCUGAUGCACCCGACGGUAUAUGAGGGGGUGACGGUUUGGUCUGCCCUGCAAUUCCGCUGCCCGUCAGGGAAGAUGGCAUUAAAGUUUGAAGCGUCCUGUCCACAGGGCCUGUGUCCCGGGUGGAGUCUGAUCAUAAAGGGAGAGACAGGUUCCGCUGAGAAUGACUUUGAAAUCAACUUUCUCACAGACUCGGGGGACCAGAUUGCUUUCCAUUUUAAUCCUCGUUUUUCUGAGGGCAGCAUUAUCUGCAAUUCAUUCUUAUCAAGCCACUGGGGACAAGAGGAGCGCACAGAUACUUUCCCCAUGGAACCAAAUGAGCCUUUCCAGAUUGAAAUCUACUCCGACAGAGAGAACUUCCAGGUUUUUGUAGAUGACAGUAAGAUCAUCCAGUAUCGGCACCGCAUGAAGCAGUUUAAUGCCAUAACCAAACUGCAGAUUCUCAAUGACAUCCAUAUCUCCUCCGUGGAGAUCGCAAGACGAGAGCUGUAUGAGUAGCUGGUGACCAGAACCAAACAUUGCCCAAAUAGAUAAAACAGCCAUUCUGUGUUAGGGAUAUGAUCUAAAGCAGGGGUUAGCAACCUUCGGCACUCCAGUUGUUGUGGAACUACAAUUCCCAGCAUGCUCCAUUCAUUUCUAUGAGAGUUCUGAGAAGAGCACGGCAAGUAUGCAUGCUGGGAGUUGUAGUUUUGGAACAGCUGGGGCCCAGAGGUUACCUACUCCUGCUCUAAAGUGAGGGGCGUAGCUAAAGGCUCAUGGCCCUGGUGUAAGUUCUGCUCCCCUUCCCCCAGUGCUUUUUGGCAAAGGGCAGGGGAGCACAUAGCCUUCCUGCUGCCUGAGGCCAAAAUUGAAAUGGCAACCCCCCUACCCCCAUGCCAAAUUCUUGACCUAACCCCUUCCUUCCAGCUAGAGGUAUAACUUGAA
This is a messenger RNA of Bufo bufo (common toad), 992 nucleotides long. RefSeq names its product galectin-related inter-fiber protein (gene GRIFIN). Gene Ontology annotation, molecular function: carbohydrate binding. Lineage: Eukaryota; Metazoa; Chordata; Amphibia; Anura; Bufonidae. Bases 75 to 566 code for a protein of 163 amino acids. The record is from RefSeq and is a predicted model, not a curated record. The transcript has 4 exons.